Molecule: messenger RNA, 4256 nt
Organism: Melanotaenia boesemani (Boeseman's rainbowfish)
Lineage: Eukaryota; Metazoa; Chordata; Actinopteri; Atheriniformes; Melanotaeniidae
Gene: dnajb6b
Product: DnaJ heat shock protein family (Hsp40) member B6b
Exons: 10
Coding region: 218-1195 (325 amino acids)
Biological process (GO): protein refolding; positive regulation of proteasomal ubiquitin-dependent protein catabolic process
Cellular component (GO): cytosol; endoplasmic reticulum membrane
Molecular function (GO): ATPase activator activity; Hsp70 protein binding
Source: RefSeq, a predicted model, not a curated record
UUUGAAAGCAUCAGCAACCGUAGUGGGCCACAUAUCAGUAGCCACACCACCAUCAUUAACCAGUCGCCACCAGCUGUUACCAAGGUUUCCCCCUACAGUGGCAGAGAUAGAGUGCAACAACAGAGAAGCCAGUCGGAGCAGAUAUUUCUUUGCGACGGAGGUAACGCAGAAGACCCCCACAUAAAACAGCACCUGCAAGCACACACAGACAAAAGCAAUGGUGGAAUACUACCAGAUAUUAGGAGUUCAGAAAAGUGCAACACAAGAGGACAUCAAAAAAGCUUACAGAAAAUUGGCAUUAAAAUGGCAUCCAGACAAAAACCCAGACAAUAAGGAGGAGGCAGAGAAAAAGUUCAAAGAGCUGUCAGAGGCCUAUGAAGUGCUUUCAGACGAGAACAAAAGGAAUAUUUAUGACCGAUACGGCAAAGAAGGCCUCUCAGGAGGAGGAGGAGGAGGCGGAGGACACUAUGAUCACUUUGGUGGCAGCAGCUUCACAUUCCGUAAUCCUGAAGACGUUUUCAGGGAAUUCUUUGGUGGCAGAGAUCCAUUUGCAGAUCUUUUUGCUGAUGAUCCCUUCGAUGAUUUUUUUGGAGGUGGUCAUGGUCAUCUAAGAGGUGCAAGCCGGAGCAGGAUUGGUGGGUCCCUCUUUGGUUUUGGUGGCUUUCCAGGGUUUGGGCCAAGUUUCUCAGGGUUUGAUUCAGGUUUCAGCUCAUUUGGAGACAUGGGUGGAGGAGGAUUCACCUCCUUCUCUUCUUCUUCCUUUGGCGGCGGCGGUGGUGGAGGAGGGAUGGGUAACUUCAAAUCCAUGUCAACCUCCACCAAGAUUGUCAACGGCAAAAAAAUUACAACAAAACGGAUUGUUGAGAAUGGCCAGGAGCGGGUAGAAGUGGUGGAGGAUGGUCAGUUAAAAUCUCUUACAGUUAAUGACAUCGCAGCCCAAGACCCCUUGGAGGAGGAGUUUCGACGCUGCAGACAGAACGCUCUCCCUGGCUUCGGCCUACACCAGCGCUACCUGAGGAACUCCAACCAAAACCCCUCAGAGGAAGAGGAGGAGCACGGGCCUCAGAGCCUGGGACUAACGAGAGGACACAUGGACUUCAAGAGGAAGAAAAUGUGGCUGAAGGAGGCAGAGUCCAAAAAGAAACGAGCUGCUCGACUCUUCCCUCGGUUCAGUGGACUUGGUGCCUUUUUUUAAAUACUUCACGUACACCUACAUGCUGAAUUUUCUUUAGUUUUUUUGGCAGAGGUGCCAUUUGUUAUGUGUCAGAGUGUGUCAGAGACAGCCUCACUGCUGCACCAUGUCUUCUGUUGUCUAUCAAAACCAUUAUAUUAGCUUUUUGCUCAGCCAAACAAAAGUGACCUCACUUUGACGCAGAGCCACUUUGGUGCCUUAUGCGAGAUUAUAAUUAGGGGUGUCCACCCCUACUUGGCCAAUUUAUUGUCAUAUUGUCAUGUCAAAAUUAUACAAACAGACAAGAACAUUCUAGAUAAAUAGACCAGGGUGAGCUGCAUGUGUUUGAUGUGAAUAAUGUUGUGACUAUGAUUGGAUUAUGUCCAAAAUUGGUUGGGAUUUGGCCAUACUGACAUUAGAAACAUAACUGCUGCCAUCACCUGCUUCCAAUUGGUGUUCACCUGUUGCUGCUGCUGUUAAUUGUUGGCUGACUUGUAGGUGGAUUUAAACAGAACAUCCAGACUGUUACACUUCUGCAUCCAGUCUGUUGUGUCAUUCUACUUCAUAUAAAGUGGGCAUUGUUUAAAGGCGAAAUAAGUACCAUUGACAUCUAGUGCUUCAAAUCAGAACUGCAGUCGAAAGAGAAAAACACAGAGAGCCCACCCCCACAUUUAAACUACCUUUGCACCAUUGCACCAGCCAACAUCAUGACGAGCGAAGAUGAUUCACACACAGUAAGUUGUUAUGCUUUGCAAUGCUAAUUUCACAUGCUAAUUUACGUUAGCAUAAAAUAGAGUGUAAACAAAAGCUACAUUAAUCAACAAAUGCCACACAGCGGCUGUUUUCCCUGCACGCUGCUGCUCUUUUGCUGACAUAAAAUACCAAAGGCUGCGUUGUUGUUUGGCAAAUGGUUGUUUGAUUGGUUAAGGAACCAGGAAAUAGGAAAAAGCUACACAGUGCACCGAAGUUAUUCCGUCACUUAACUCUUACUCUGAAAGGAGAAAAACUUGACAAAGACAUUGUUAAUGUAGAGAGACAGAUUGCUUAUAGGGAAGCUUCCUGUUAUCCCUCGCAACAAAUGAGAACAUUUUAAAUUAUUUUUACAUAAAAUAAUCCUAAUUUUUUAGCCUUUAAACAAACCUUAUUUUAACUAUGAUCUGUAUUUAUUCUAACUGCUAGACAAGUUUAACUGUAACAUUCAGUAAUAUUUUAAUAAUACAAUUAAUAACUAAUAAUAAUAAUGACUACAUACAUAGCAGUGACAUCAGAGAGAUCAGAGACAGAGAAAUAAAUAGCUAAACUUCCAUUUUUUAGCAGGUGGUAACGAUAUAAAUGAAGGUUCCUCUGCGGCAGCUCCUAGAGGGAUCUGAAAUACUUUCUCUGUGAAUGUGAACAGGUGUAGAGCAGAUUUACCUGUUAAAGUUCUGCACAAGCAACAAUGCAGCAGACAGAUUUGAUGUGUUAAACAACAUACAACUGUGAUUCUGUAUCACUGAAACAUGAGAUUGAACCACAGUUAUAUAGUCCCACAGCAGUUACAGUUGCAUCAUGAGGAAACUACUUUAUUUCAGCUUAGCUAGUAAUGUGAGUAAUGCCUCUACAUUGAAGCCUCUUUUCUUCACUUUCUAGCAGUGUCUACUCAGCAUUUGGAAGAGUUGUUGACGUUUGUCAAUAAUAUUAAUAGCUACGUGACAUGCACUCCUGAUAACGCGUCCCCUCUGUCUCUCCUACAAUGCACAGUGUAGGACAGGCUCCAUGCAGGUCAAACAAUGAGAAACAAUAGGGAGGUAUGUGGGGUCAUAUGCAUUAGUUAGUCUUUUAUUUUCAAGACAAAGCAUGAGGAAAAAGCACCACUUGGGGCUCUAAGUCAUCUAUUUAUUUUAAUUAAAUUUUUUUGACAACUCACAGUGCCCACCCCUGCAGCGAGAGGCACGCUGAACGGCUGCCUAUGGCCUAUGCCAAGGUCCAGCUCUGCUUUGACUCUUAGUUUUGUACAAGUGGUUCAUGUGUUGCUAUAUUUAUUGUGGGUGGGCUUUUUGGAUGUAGAGUGACCAUUCAGAGCUUAAAUGAAUCUUUUAAGAUUGGACUUCUCGUUUUAACAGCAUGUUUUGUGAGUAUUCACAGAGUUCAGGUAUAAGGAUUACAAGGGCAGCCUUGUUUGAUAUAAGCAGGAAAAUUACUGCAGUAAUGCAUGUAAGGGGAAGUGAAGGUCAAGCUAUUUGGUGGAUUCUUCCUUCAUAAAAGACAAAGAGGGAGAGGAAAAACUGGAAACUGGGAGAGUAAAAGAAUUUGAAAGCAUUAGAGAGUAUUACAAAAAGAUUAAAAUGUUCUGUUCCUUCUUAUAUGAACCCUCAAUAACAAGGAAAAGUCCCUAUUACCGCCUAAACUCUGUUUUAUAGGGAUUAUUUUUAUGAAGUGAAUUUCAGCAACAGCUUCUUGUGACAUUUUGGCAAAGAUUUAGAAACAAGUGUUUCAUCUGAUCAGUCCUUGAAAGCUCCUUUUCAUGAUAACUGAUUGUAAAUGUGGAAAUGUCAGAGAAAAGUUUGUUUUCUAUGGACUCCAUCAUUAAAUGCUUCAAGGAUACAUUUUCUCUAUGGCAGUCAACUUUUUGUUAUACAGUAUCACACUUUAUAAUUUUGAGCUUUCAGUAACGUGCAGCUGCUUCAUCAUUGUCGCUAAUAAUCAGACAGCAAAUCUUUUUGUUAUUGGGACUGUUCAAAAGACUUAUCUGUGCACAAUCGUGCCUUCAUAUGGACCAGUAGGUCUGUUUUGUCUGCAGGGUCAUACUAUUAAUAGUCUUGGGGUGCUGUAAUCUAACAGCAUUAUGAAGUUUAACCCAAACCAAAAUGUUUUCCUAUCCUACAUUCAUUAGUUUUGAGAUGUAACCAUAAUCUAGUAGUUUUGGCUGUUUUAUCUAUUAGUUAAGAGUGAGUGAACUGAAAGAAAAGGGUGAGUAAAAGUGAAGAAACAUGUGUGUCAGGGUCUUGAACUGAAGUUCCAUGACUAAAAGAACUGCUUUCACUCUCUUUAUGUAAAAAAGUUUUUUUUUUUUUUUUUUUUUUAAAAUAAACACUUUAUAAACAUG